Symbiodinium sp. CCMP2456 is the source of this 2385-nucleotide messenger RNA. The record is from the annotation of a GenBank genome assembly. Lineage: Eukaryota; Dinophyceae; Suessiales; Symbiodiniaceae.
AUGCCGGCCAAGAUUCUGGAUGCAGGUGACAGGCGUCCCUUAUCUUCUACCGGAAAAAGUAUUCUUGGACUGACAGGAGCUGCAGGACGAUCAAGUGCGCCGAGAGAUGCAGAGAAGAAGAGAGAACUUGCAACUCAGACUGCCGCUUCGGCGACGUCGGCGAGCAAAUCUGCCGCAUCCAGACGCAGCACCGGCCAAGCCGGCAUACUGAGUUUAGCUCAAAAUGAAGAGUCUCCAAUCGGGCAUCGCACUGCUUCGCCCGCAGACAAAGAUGUCAGGGAUGCCCUGGCUCGGUUGUUCGUGGCCUUCGAUGAGGAUGGUGAUGGCCUGCUGCGUUCGUCAGAAUUUGCCAUUGCAAGAAAGCUAGUGGCAGCAACGUUCAAAAACUCAGAAUCGCAAAUUCUGGGUCCAGAUGCCGCUGAUCCAGUGGGACGGGACGCCUUCGUUGCAACCAUGCUGGCUUCGACACCUUCACAUUUAUCCACCAGCGAAGUCGUUCAGCAGAUAAACAAAAUGAUUCCUGGAAGCCGUGGCAACUUUGAGAAGUCCGUGAGCGAUCUCCAGCAUGUCAUUGUCCGCAACGUGUCCGGUCUGCCUGAGUCUCCACCAAAGCCUCUUUGGCGGACGGCUACGGGCAGAGGCGCCUUCGCACUUCCUCCCGGGGUGGCUAGCGGUCCGCUGAUCGUCCGCAUGGCUUUCAAAGUUAUGCAGUAUAUGGCCAUGCGCACUGAAGAUGCCACAUGUAUGGAUGGAGGAUUGACUUGCCGAGUUGGGAGUCACCGGCAAACAUUCAAGAAGCUUCUGGACAGGGCUGGCGAGAUAGCCGGCGCUCGCGCCCUCCCAUCCGCCGAUGGGAAGUCAGUGGAUCUGUAUCUCAUGAAGUCCUCGGCAGGGGAGGUUUUCCGAGUUUGCCUGCAAAACCUUCAGCUUUGCUCUGGGCCAGAUCCUGUGCUUGAAGGGAUCGGUGGUUUUGAUGUCGGCCCCAUAGAGCCAGCAACCAUUCCCAAAGAGCUCUGGGCAGAGAUGUGCCAACCCGAUGGCUUGUGUAGGUCUGAAGCACCCGAUGCAAAAGACUGUCGUCCAGAACUCCUUCGAAACUUAUCCGAGGGUGACGUCGAUUGGCAGAACGCACCACUCAUGCUCAAGGUCAUAUCGGCUUCGCGCCACGUUUUUCGUGUUCGUUUCAGCCUGAUUGGCAAUCAGCUUAGCAGUAGAUACAUAGUUCUGAUCCCGAAACUCCGAACGGUAAAGGAGGGUCAUGCCAGAUAUGCCUCGCAUCGCGUGUCUGUACGCGGUCUGACCGAUAGUGCGACGACUGACUUUCAGAGUUUUGUGCUGCUCAACUUGCCGGGAGACCAGCUUUCCCAACUUUCGGUGGAGCAUGACUUUGUGAACCAGCAAGUCCGGGUUCAGCAGGAAGACUCGGUGGCCCGGGCCCAGGGUGGGCUCGAUGCCGUGAUCCCUGUACCCGUCCUUACACCCGAGGAAAGGGCAUCCAGCCUGGCCUGUGACGGCAGGGAGCUUCGCUCACUGCUCUCAAGUCAGGGAUUGGGGCGUUUAGGUGGGGAACGUGACAUAGCUUAUGCCGUUCGACUUGGACGACAUCUCCGUCACGGCUACAAGUAUGACGUGGCAUUGGCAGAGACGGAUCUCAAAAGCCUGCCAACCUCUAUUUGGAAGGCAAAACGAGGCGAUUGUUCCUCCUUCAAUGUGGCAUUCGUAUUUGCAUUGAGAGCACACCAGAUCCCAGCACGCAUAUCACUUGGCUUCAAGUAUGGGCAGGCUGUGUUCGAUGCAUGUGGGUCAGUCGUGGCUCCACAUGUUCAGUGCGAAUUCUUCGCUGAAGGAAUUGGCUGGAUUCCCUGUGAUGCGACUGCAGGCGUUCAUCGACUGGGACACGAAGCGACCGGCAUGCUGUCCUUCCUGGAGUUGCGAUCCGCCAGCCUCACUGUACAAGAUCUCCAGGACUUACGAAAAGUCUUUGGGCCAACUGUAGGCCCAGUUGAGCUACGUGAGAACUCACAGCAAGACCCCAGCUCUUCUUCCAAGGAUGUGCUGAAGGCCUCUGAAAUGUCGGACCCCAGUGUUACAGCCUCGCAAUCCAAACACGUGGCAGCAGCUCACGAGCUCGGAAAGUUCAGGGACCUCCGCACCGCUGAUCCGCUGACAGAUUGCGCACGAGCUGGCGCAAAGAUGUUCGAGGGUGGGCCCUAUCGUGGGCAGCCACUCAAGCUUGCCCAACUGAACGAAAACAUGUUGGUCCCAGCUGAAAUAGAUGCAGUGAUGGAUCACUUGAAAGCCAAGCCUCGAGCAGAAGACUGGUCAAAGAUGUGGCCGUACGGUGUCAUUUCCUGCAGCUAUGAAUUUGAGGAGAAGCCGGCAUAA